Penicillium roqueforti is the source of this 882-nucleotide messenger RNA. RefSeq lists its product as uncharacterized. The coding region runs from base 1 to 882 and encodes 293 amino acids. The transcript has a single exon. NCBI's taxonomy places the organism in Eukaryota, Fungi, Ascomycota, Eurotiomycetes, Eurotiales, Aspergillaceae. The record is from RefSeq and is a predicted model, not a curated record.
AUGCAUUCCCUCGCCACCUCAUUCAUCUCCUUAUCCCUACUAUCAGGCGCAGUCCAUGCCCAAAGCAUCGCUCGUGUCUGGACACACUUCUACCCAAACUGCCCUGGCGAGACAUUCAGCAAGCUGGACACAUACGAAGACUACCAAGAAUCCGGCCCAUCCCAAGAUAUCACCUUGGACAGCUGCAAAAGCUUCCCUGUCCCCUCCUACGAGCACAAUCUCGUCAGCGCUAUCUCUGUUGACGCCGAGCUCCUCACCCACAACCACGACCUCCCCUUCCUAGAAGGCGGCAGCGGCUGCAACAUCAGCGUGCACGAGGUCCCAGGCUGCAUCGACCCGCCCCUAAUCAACAAAGAGAUCCGAAAUGGCGUCGAAGUCAGCCAUUGUGUGCCGCGCCAGUUAGUCGCUUAUAGCCAGGUCUGGGUGAAUUUUGUCUGCGGCAGCGAUAGCCCUCUCCACAACGAGAACAUUCCCCAGACGACAGAAGAGAACAAGCAAGCAGACACCAAGCAGUCCAUGCCUACUGCUGCGCCCGAUGCGCCUGUGCGUACUGAGAAACAUACUUCCGUCGAGGAUAUCAAUAAUAUCCAGACGCCUGGGUCGAACUCGGAUUCGUGGCGUACGUCCCAGGUUGUGAAUAACCAGCGCGAGCCGGCGCAGGAGAGCCGUGUUAAUAUGGCCGGUCAUGCGCAGAGUGAGCAGAUCGUUCAUCAGAUGUUGGAGUUGUUGAAGAACAGGACUUCGCAUAUCGUCACUGGCAAGCAUCAUGCUACUCACUUGAAUGUUACACUGCAUCACAAUGGCACUACCCCAGGAAACCACACUGUGAUGUCACGUCGGCGUCUAUCUGUUUUGCGAGAUCGGGCUGGUCGUUUUGUUUGA